AUGGGUUGGGAAGUGCUGUUUUGGCAUUGCAGCAUCGUCAUCCUUGAACCAUACGGUUUAAAAAAAAAAUCAUAUUUCUGAGUUCUCCUCGAUAUUCUCUGUACACAGGGAAGGUCCUGGAGUUUCUUAUGGCCUUAACUGGUCUCUUGCUGGGAGAGGUGUAAUUGUGAAGGAUAAAGCAUUCUACAACCUGAAGUCAUCUGAUCUGCAAAAGCAUGGUGCAAAAACAGUAGGUAAGACUAUGGCUAUGCCAGUUAAUUCCCUCUUUUUCCUUUAAACAGAAUAUACUCGUGAUGGCUCAAACGCUUUGGGUUUUUUAUAGAUCGUUUGUCUGGCUUGCCAAUUCAUGUCAGAGGAGAUGCUGUUAGUGGGCCUUCCGAAAUUUCAAAAGCUCAGUUCGGUAAACUUUUGAAACAGGUAUCCCAUAGUUUAGAUGCCCCUUGAGCUCUUUCUGCUUAUGAAAUUAGUGUGCCUAAUGUGGUGAUUUUUUUUAUGUUUAUUUUCGAUUCAAGUUGGAAUACAUCUACCACAUUUACUUAUUGCCAUUCUGUUAUCAUUGUAAUAUCCUGCUCCGACAUAAUGUUGUAUCACUCUGGUGUUUGUUUCAUCAACCAACCUCCUAUUCCCCCAUGGCUCUCUUUUAUCUCCACUCAGUGGUCUCAUUGAUUGUUAGCUUCUAGUGGCAGUUGUGCCUUAUUGGAGUGUUUCGUUAUGAUUUCUGGUCGUCUUGAGCGUAAUGAGAAUUAUUCCUGGAUAGGGGGUGCUUGUUUUGCUAUUUGACAGAAAUCGCCAUAGCUAUUUCGUUUCUUUGUUAUAAAACCGCUAGUACCCAAUCUCCUUAUCUGUUGUUUGUAAAUUAAGUAUUCUCUCUGACACGGGUUCAACUUGGAUCAGAGCCGCUGUAAGUCCAACUAAUUCUUACAAUGUUAGAUGCUUUGGGCAACUCUUAUUCAAGCUGGUUUGGACAGGGAGACCCCGAAGUCUGUACAAUCUAGGGUAGUAUUUAGAUGAUAUGAUGUGCAGUGGUUAUUGUGAUACACAGGUAAAUUUUUCCUGAGUCGUGUACUAUAAUUUACCUAAAUAUUAUACGCAAGUUUCACUAUCAUGGCCUUUUGCCAAACUUAGCUUAUGAUUUUUUUCUGAGCCUGGCCAAGUUCCCCACGUAUCUGAUUCCCAACGAUUUACUAUAUUCUGUGUAGCAGUUUACUUUGGACUUGAGCCGAGGAAUUAUUGCUUUUAUUUUUCAGUCGUAAAAGAUGAUGGUUGGUAGCAAGCCAAGAUUCCUUCAUUGGAAGGUGCAACAGACAUUGUUCCAAUUACACAUUUAUCUUUGGUUUCAGGUGACUACUCACAUUUCCUCUGUUUCAAAUAUCUUUGUUCAAGAUGGGGCUAUUGGUUCAUCGUCAAAAUGUGAUGCAAAAGUUCGUAUGAUAAGUGAUUGUCCAUCUGCUGCGUUGUCACUCGCUAAUGUUGUCUGGAACACUCCUGCUCGGGCUGUUUCCCACGAUUCCUCUCCUUUGACUGUUUAUAUUGCUACCUCAAUAAGGUAAUCAACUUGGUGCAUGGCAACAAUUCAUCAUUGAUGCCAAGAUGUUUCUAUGGUCUUAUUAGUGUAGCAGGAACUUUCUAGAGAAAAGUGGCAGAAACAUGGUAGAGGAAAUUAAAUACAGUGUAGAAAAGGAGUCUUCAAUUUUUCUAUUGGCCUUGCUUCAGAUUUUAUACUGAAGGAAUCUUAGUAUAUUGUUCUUUGCAUUUCAUUUUUUCUUAUAUGAUAUUGUUUGUUUAGUACUUAUUGACCAAGUAAUUUCAAAAUACUCCGACAUUAUUGCAUUUACAUCCUUCCAAUGAGGGAUGAUGAAAUAUCACCUUCUUCAGUUGAUUGUUUCGGCUAAUUGCAGAAAGUUACUGGGUUGAUAAUCCAUUAAAAAACUUACUCUCCUUACAUACGAGAAGUCUCUGCACUCUAGAGAAUGUUGCUCUAUUAUGGUAAACUUUUGCUUUAGCGAGACUUGAGCACCGGCCCAUAUUUUUUGAAGCCAUUUGUCUUGCUAUUUGGGUUGGAAGAAGAAGAAGAAGAAGAAAUGUUGGAAAGCAAGAGAAGAGGAAGAUAAGGUUUCAUCCCCAUUCUGACACCAGCUCCAAUUUUAUUAUCUUUUCCCACAAUCCCGCUUUCACCGGCCAUCGUUUCUGUCCACUCGCUGUUGCCGGGUCUACCUUACCAAACCAGGGGAUGAAAUGGGUGAAGAAGCUUAUAUAAAGGCGGCCCUUUUAAAGAUUUCCUCGCUUACCCAGAUUUAAGCUCACCUAUGCUCUUACCUAUGAUAGCACCCUGACGCGUGUGUAUUGGCGGAAUCAGUUCAAGGCAGGCAAAUAUGAGACCGUCUGCCUACUUUUCAUACGUCCUGAUUCAUAUAACUCCAUUUAAUAUGUUACUGUUGAUCUUGAUGAUGUGUGUGCCCAGUUACGACCCAAUGAAAUAACUGGGUUCAUGUUCAAUGUAGGCCUAAGAAUUGAUCCAAAUCUGCCCAAAGAUUUUAGCUUUCCUGUUCAAUUAUAUGCCAACAUGUUAAGGGCUUAAACUCUCGAUUUGGAUGCUUAUAAAUUGAAUGAUCUGACGAACAUUUCUGUACAAUCGUAUUUGUUGGUUCUUGGGUAAAAAAACCCCCUACCAAAAAUCGUGUGCCGGACCUGCUCGGACUGGCUGUGCCCCAGAAGAAUAGCUAUCUUCUUAUGCAUUCCUCUGUCACGCAGUCCGAAAACUGGAGAGAUUCUUGGGCUUGGAUCACAGUCAAGCAAUGGAUUCGUAGCAGCUGACAUUGAGAGAUCGUCGCUUAUUUUAUGUGGUAAGGCCUUUGCUGAUGCUGAUGGCGUAAAAGACGCGCUGGCCGCUUUAUCUGCACCGGUGAUAUUGGCAAGAGGAGGGCUUCCUCUCUCCGCAAGGUAUGGAUUGCCUCCUGCUCGCUCCCCUCUUCAUCCUUUUUUUUUGAUGUAUGGUUAAGCAUGAAAUUGGUAACUAUGCUUCAAAACCCUACUCCAGGUCCCUGGCUUUUGGUGAUUCCCUUGUUCUUUUGUUCGCCUCCAAGGAAACCGUGAAGGCAUCAUCUGCCGAUCUCCGUAAGCAUCUCAUAUCACCAGAUGCAGGGGUUGUCCUGUCGUCCGAGGGGGUCGCUCCUCUCUUUCAGACUGGACUCAGCGAUGGUGCAAGCUUGUUAAAGAAUCCUUCUUCCCUGGUCUUUGCAUCCGCUGACAGGUGAGGAACGCGGUAGAUCACAGGAUAUGGACUCUGCCCAUAACCAUCAUUUUAUGUAUUUAUUUAUUUAUUUAUUUCUACGCGAUAUUUUUUGUAAACAGUACGGAUACAGACUGAGAACAGCCAUUGACUUUAAGGUAUUGGGAGUUAUCGCCCAGAAGUCAACAUUCAGUCAAUGAAAUCCGGCCCCCAUCUACCCGCAUGAAUCAUUUGCUCGCAUAUUAUUUGGUAUCAGUUCUCAGAUGUUUUAAUCCUACCCGACUGCAGUUCUGGCGUGCUUCCUUCUGCUGCGAAGCUUUCUCCUGGCCAGGCGGCGUACCAUUUCCUGGCAGGCUACCAGGACGGGAAGUUCGCGCCCGCUUACUCCCCCGGCCCUUCCCCGAUCUCGCCACUUGACCUCGCAAAGGCUCUACUUUCACAUGUCAGCAAUCAAUACAACUAUAUGCAUGCGUUGACUUUUUCUUUUUAUUUUUCGCUACCGUCAACCUGCAGAUACCCAUAUGAUUUUGCGCAAUCUCUUCCCUUAUCGCUGCAGGUGAAGGACGGUGAGGUCCCAUCAUUUCUCAUCAAUGUUUACGAAGGGGGGAAGCACAUAGCUGGUAUGUUGUUCGAAUCCUUUGACUUAUUUCGAUUUCGGGUAAACUUUUUAAGAUGAAAAAUUCAGACCCACCUGGUCGUAAAUUCGUGAUAUGAAUCCGAUUCCUCGAUAUUCUUCAGAAGAAAAUCUUUAAAUAGUCUAAUUUUUAUUAUUAUUAUUAUUAUAAAUAGCGAAUCCACCUAUGAUUUCCUCUCGAUGCCCUUCAAAUAUUUUUAAUUUAUUAGAUAACAACACCAAACGAAGACUCCUUUUCUCGGUAGAAAGUUGUGAUUUCGCUUCGAUUGCUCCUUUUUUUUUCAAAAAAAAAGAAAAAGAAAAAGAAAAUUUGUCCUGGCCACAGGAAAAGAUCUUGUGAAGGCGGUCGAGUCGACGCUGUCCGGGAGCACGCCGGAGAGCUUGCUGGGCUCUUCAUCGGAUCCCAAGGGUGAGAAACGUCGACCACUUUCUAUAAUUAUCCUCCCCUCCCCUCCGCAAGAAACCGGCGUCUUCUCCAUCUCAUUGCUCUCGGCGUCUUCCUCUCUUCAGUUGGAGACCUGAAGGGCAAGUACUCGGGCUUCCUUUCUGGGAAAUUCCCGGAGAUUCCGGAGGAAUUCACCUUCUGA
Molecule: messenger RNA, 4450 nt
Organism: Spirodela intermedia
Lineage: Eukaryota; Viridiplantae; Streptophyta; Magnoliopsida; Alismatales; Araceae
Source: the annotation of a GenBank genome assembly